CCUCUUUUUAUAACGUCGUAUACACAGUUGUUUUUAUCUUUAUAAUUAGUGUUUUUCGCUGUGAAAUGAUAAAACAAUCGUGUUGCCUGAGCGACGAUCCCGGUGGUAUCUCGGCGAGGUAUCCAAGAACGGCGCGUCGCGCGUUCCCGCGCAAUCUGAUCGGAUUCGUCGCGGAGGAUCUUCCCCGUGUCUGCAAUCUCCAGGCUCUCCACGCCUUUCUCCGUGCGCGACACGAGCGUGUUAACGCGCGGCGGAUCGCACCGUAUCGCGCCGAGCGCUUACGAACGGAGAUAAACUAUUUACACGUUCCGCUCGAAAUAACACGUUCCCUCGCCCAACUCGUGGAGGCCACAUUCGCGCGUUUCAAAUGCGAUCUUGUGAGCGUCGACGCGAAGAAAUAUCCCCCGGGAACGAGGAACACUGCGGCCACGUGGCGAACCGCGCGCGCGCGAAAAGCCGAGCGGAGUCGGCCCGUUUUCCCGUUUGACCGUCUCCGCGCCGCUUGUAUCUAACGUUCGUUUUUUUUUUCUUUUUUUUUACGGCCGGCCUAUUCCGACGCGAGGCGAACGGUCCAUUAAUUAUUUCCACCGACCUGUUCCAGAGGCACCGCCGGCACCAUCUCGGAAGCCAUGCUGGCUGACGAGCUCGCACGCACCCGGCGAGGAGGAGACGGUGGUAGAAAGCCGAGCUUGCAACCGCCUUAACGCUCGCACGCGCGCACGCACAACGAACGACCGUUCACAUUGUCGUCGUUAAGAAGGCAGAGAAGGAGGAACAGAGAGGUACGCGAGCCGAUCAUGUCGCGGAAGACCAUUCCUGCCUUUGAUCUUGAGAUCGUUCGACGCGCCUCUCACACAACGUAGCAGCGGCUCCCAGCGGCUCCGUCCGUCCCAAGGCGUGCCUCGUCGGCGCAUAGUUCCGCGUUACCGGUCCGAUAUGUGAGCCGCCGGCUCCAUGUGGACGCCGUCGCCAUGGUGGAAUUAGUGUGCAGCAAUUCGUUGAGCCCGGGAACAACGUAGCGUUGGUGGUUGACGGCCGGGAAAGGGACAUCACGACGAAUGACGUGCCUUUUCGCGGAUUCGAGGAAGACCGCACGGUGUAUUCGAUGCUCGACGACGAAUCCGAAGAGAGUGAUAUCUAUUUUGAGAUUCUUUUCAAGUGUGUCACGAGAGAAGGGUGAAAGGUGAUGUGCUGUUCGGUACGAUGAGACCGGACCGCUGCUCGAAGUUGCACGGAAGCCCGGCGGCGAGUUUCGUUUGAUGACGUGAUGAGGAGAGGUGUCGCGAAUUCUGGCCUGACGAUACGGACGGAUCGGCGGCGAGCUUGAGGAAGGAGUCGCGGUGCUAUGACACGACGGACUCGGCGCGACUCGGUAGUCCCUUCCGUCGCGAGGCCGCCGUGUGAGCGCCAUCAGCGCGUCCAGACGCUAGAGAAGAGGCCUCACCCCGCGUGACAGCAGCGUGUCGAGUAAUGCUGAAGCACAUCCUGACGGGGCAGCCGUCGUCAACGGGCUCCAGGCAUCAUCAUAAUGACUAUCAGACGAGCUCGGGCUCGUUGCACGGUGGCGGGCACCAUCAUCACCAUCACUUGCACAACAACAACAACUCCCUGCAGCAGGAGCAGCAGCCGCAGUCGCACCACCACUACACCGGCAGCAGCGGGACGACACGCGGUGCCGGGGGACAUCGCAACAACGGCGUCGACGUCUACGACUCCGUGGUGCAGAGGUCAACGGCGGCGUCGAACGCGCAAUCGGCCACGACUCCGUCGUCGACGCACCGGCACCCCCUCAACCACUCCCAAUUGAGCGUGAACAACCUGUCGCAACGGUUGAACCACUCGCACGCGCUCAACCUGUCGACCCUGUCCACCUCCAAGCACUCGGUCAACAGCGUCAGCCCGAUCGCCGGUGGCAAUAAUAACAAUAACAACAAUCAUCAUAAUAAUAACAACAACAACGUGUCGGUGAGUCAGCUGGGCCACACGCUGAUCUCGCAGACGACGUUGCAUCAGGACAGACCGAAGGCGAACGGCGGUUUCGACAUCUCCAGGCUGUCGCGGCUGCCGAGUCAAACCACCCCUUCGCCCGCACCUGCGACCGCACCUGCCGUGGCCGGUGGCCCGACGGUGAUACCCUUGAACGCCUCUUGGUCGUCGUCCCUCUCCCGCAAUCAUCAUCGCAGCCAGGAGGCCGGAGUGAAGGAGAUACUUACGAGCCUCGGCCUGCUGUGCCUGGUGUCUUUGCUGUUGGCCCUGCUCUCGGUCAUCUUCCUGCUGAAGAUCUCACCGCUCACGGUCACGUCCAACAGCCUCAUCAGCCCGGAGGAGUUCGUGAUCGUGUACGAGGUCACGCUCGCGCUCUGCGCCCUCGCCCUGUCGCUGAACCUGUGCUGCCUGCUGGUCUGCGCCAUACAGUUCCUCUUCGCCGUGAAGCUCGUCAAGACGUCGUACCAGGGUCACCGGAGUAACAAGUACCUGCAAAAAUCGUCCAUCAGCCGCGUGUGCGCGGUCGGAGGUUUCUUCAUUAGCAUUCCGGUCUUCUUAACUGGCAUGAUCCUGUACACGUUCAUCCAGUUCCACUCGACGCCGGCGAUCGUCACGUCGGUCUUCAUCGGCCUCGGCAUCGUGUUCUGCGGGUGCGCCAUGGUCCACAACGUCUUCGUGUGGCAGAGAGAGAAGACGAACGCGGUGAAGGCGCUGGCCCGCGAGCAGUGCGAAGCAGCGGCGGCGCACUUGCAGCGUCAGCAGUUGCAGCACCAGCAGUCGCAUCAGCCGGCGCAGCACUCGCAGCAACACCAUCAGCAGCAGCAUCACCAGCAGCAACAGCAGCAGCAGCACCAUCACCACCACCAUCACCAGCAGCUGCAGCUGCGACCGUCGACCCUGUCGACGUUGCACGUAGGCGCGAAGAUCGGCGGCCCGGCGACCACCCACUCGACCGUCAGUCUGGCCCAAUCGGCUCGCGGCCUGCACCAUUAUCAGCACCUGCAUCAGCAUCAUCACCAUCAGCGGCACGUGUCCAUGUCGCCGCCGUUGCUGCUGUCGUCGCCGCAGGCCUCGUCCCAGCACAACCAUUUGACGCAUCGCGGCGGCGUCGUCACCACCGCCACACCACCGACGACGCCCGGCGACCGCUCGCCGCCGAGUCCUGGCGGCGGCGGCGGCGGCAACGGCAAGCUCAACAGGUCGCAGCACUUGCCGCGCGAGACCAGCGGCAGCGUCAGUCCCGGCCUGCCGACGGCCACGCUCGACCUGAGCAGCGCCGCUACCACCAACAGUCCCCACGAAUUGUCCACUCUCGUCUAGAGACGGGUUGUCGCGAGUGAACGGGUUUUAUCGAGAAAUCACAGGCCUGUUAUAGCGUAAGCCUAAGCUGAGUUCACGUUUCUGCUGUAAACGUUUGGACAGAGACGUUGUAAACGAAGACGUUCACGAAGAAUACCGCAUAGCCUAUGAGGAUCGCCGUCAAUAAGUGGGGGGGGGGGGCUCUCUCCGUGGAGAUCCAAAAAAGUCGCGGGAUCUCUGUACGAGGGCGUGUUGGCGUUUUCAACGACGACUGAGCGUACACACACACACACACACACACACGUAAACAACGGAAAUAAUCUAAGUCAUGAAUUCGCGUGACGAACGCUCCAGCCCUCUACCACCGGUCGGAGAAGCCGGUGUUGAUUUAUUAGAAAGGGACCAAAGUGUCGAGGAUCGAUGCGAUCUACGGGAAAACGCCGCCCAGAAAUCGGAGCGACCUGUUGCCGGGCAAUUUAUUCGGGGUUCGUGCGCGCGCGCGGACUUAGUCCCGGGCUUAACCGCGCGCUUGUACGCGGUGGUGUGAGUGAACGCGGCGAUUAAGGGCCCGAGAGGGAAGCGCCCUUUGUAACGCCCGCAACACGAACCGCCGAGAGCGAAGACGCCGGGCCGACGAAUUCUCGCGUGUACUUUGUUGAUCGCGACCCGUAACGUUUCACGCUCGUGAAUGGAAAUAUCUAAUGGAAAUGAUGAAUUCAUCUUGGGCGCAUUUCAAGCGGGUCGGUGAAUUAACGUCCGCUCGGGAGAUUAUGAGACAAAUGCAGCUGAAAUCUCGAAUCUUCUCAUUAAAUUCCUUGGAUGGAAUUGAGUGAGUUGCGAACCAAGUUCGUUUUGCACGCCUUCGUGGCGAAAGCCUGUCUUUAUUUCUCAUUACGUGCUGGAGGAAGAUAGAGCGAUGCUCUCAGCACGAAAGCGUGCAACACAAACUUAGCCAAUGAAUGAACGUGUCCCGUUAAAAAAGAUUGUUUAAUCUUUGGAGAACCUCUGAGAAAAAGAAAAUUGAUGUUACGAAAUACCAAACCUUAACAGUAGUUAGAAAUGUUCAAAAGAAAAAAAAUUCAAAGGUUAAAACAAGAUUCCCACUGAAUGAGUAUACCGAGAAUGAAAAAUAUUAAACUUAAUUAAUUAAAUCUUAAAUCUGCGUGUUAUGAACCAUAACGUUGCGUGUACACGCCCCUAAUUUUGUACUGAUAGUUGGUAUUGAUAAUUAACAUUAUUGCAUCAGUGGUCACGAGUGACAAUUAUCAAUCGGCGCUGUUAUCUGUAAGUCGACUAUCGCCGUUAGACUUUACCGAGCGAGAUUUCGUCAGCCCUGCGUCCGUUUAUCGCGCACAUUCCGGCGAUUAGCGACGACUAGCCUCGCGUUACGAAGGCUGUACGCUCUAUGCCACUGACCGCCUUUACAAACUUGGGUCAUCCGCCAACCAGUAUUACCCGAUUUAUGUUCUUCUUUCUCCCCCCCCCCCCUUUUUUUUGUCGUCUUCU
Messenger RNA from Dinoponera quadriceps, 4791 nucleotides. RefSeq lists its product as uncharacterized. Bases 1471 to 3306 code for a protein of 611 amino acids. The transcript is spliced from 4 exons. Lineage: Eukaryota; Metazoa; Arthropoda; Insecta; Hymenoptera; Formicidae. The record is from RefSeq and is a predicted model, not a curated record.